Ictidomys tridecemlineatus (thirteen-lined ground squirrel) is the source of this 4567-nucleotide messenger RNA. It is a transcript of the gene Dnajc27, whose product is annotated as DnaJ heat shock protein family (Hsp40) member C27. Lineage: Eukaryota; Metazoa; Chordata; Mammalia; Rodentia; Sciuridae. Gene Ontology annotation, molecular function: GTP binding; GTPase activity. Gene Ontology annotation, biological process: phagosome-lysosome fusion. The record is from RefSeq and is a predicted model, not a curated record. Gene Ontology annotation, cellular component: late endosome; phagocytic vesicle; lysosome.
CCCCCGGCUCCCUGCCUCCCAACCGCCCGCGCCUGCUGCCAGGCAGCGGCGGGGAUGGCGAGCCGUGGAGCCCGGCCGGUGACGAGAGCAGCGGCUCCGCCAUUGGGCGACGAGGCCUGAGGGACGGGCCGGCUUGGCGCACGAGGAGAGACUCAGGCGGCCCCGAGAGAGCCAGGGCAAUGGAGGCCAACAUGCCCAAGCGGAAGGAGCCUGGCAAGUCCCUCCGCAUCAAAGUCAUCUCCAUGGGCAACGCCGAAGUGGGGAAAAGCUGUAUUAUAAAGCGAUACUGUGAGAAAAGAUUUGUAUCUAAAUACCUUGCAACAAUUGGAAUUGACUAUGGAGUCACCAAAGUACAAGUCAGAGACAGAGAGAUCAAAGUCAACAUCUUUGAUAUGGCUGGACAUCCCUUCUUCUACGAGGUCCGCAAUGAGUUUUACAAGGACACGCAGGGUGUGAUGCUGGUCUAUGACGUGGGGCAGAAAGACUCCUUUGAUGCCCUGGAUGCAUGGCUGGCAGAGAUGAAGCAGGAACUCGGGCCUCACGGGAACAUGGACAAUAUUGUAUUUGUAGUGUGUGCCAACAAGAUCGACUGCACCAAGCACCGCUGCGUAGAUGAAAGUGAAGGGCGUCUCUGGGCGGAAAGCAAAGGGUUCCUAUACUUUGAAACCUCAGCACAGACUGGAGAAGGGAUCAAUGAGAUGUUCCAGACCUUUUAUGUGUCCAUAGUUGAUUUAUGUGAAAAUGGCGGAAAACGUCCUACCACAAAUAGCAGUACUAGUUUCACCAAAGAACAAGCAGACACCAUUCGCAGAAUUCGAAAUAGUAAAGAUAGUUGGGACAUGCUGGGAGUCAAACCUGGGGCCUCAAGGGAAGAGGUCAACAAAGCCUACCGGAAGCUUGCUGUGCUUCUGCACCCCGACAAGUGUGUAGCGCCUGGCAGUGAAGACGCCUUCAAAGCUGUGGUGAAUGCCCGGACAGCCCUCCUGAAGAACAUCAAGUAGAGCAGGAAAGACAGACUGGACUGACGACACCCCUAAAGGGAAGGAACCAACAGGGACUUUCCUUCCCAGAAUCUCACUGCUCUGCUCUCUCCUGGCUGUCAUUUAUAAAUCAGUAGCUCAGUGCCUGCUGCGUCUCUAGGCCCUUCACAGCGAGAUGCUGCACGUGGAGAGAACCAGGUGGCUCUGCUCACGGGCUUCAUUUCUGAUUGCCAGGCGGCCUGAGGGGCUUCCAAGGCCCUGGGCCGUAGCAUCCCUCCUGGAUUGCUUGGAAAAGUCCACUAGGUUUCUGGGGAGGGAAGAAGACAGUGGGACCCUUUGCUUUUUCCUUCCUUCCUUCCUUUUUUUUUUUUUUUUUUUUUAUUUAUCAUCAAAAAAGGAAGCAAAUAGGAGGGAAAAAACAAGCAAACAACAUCCAUGCCCCUGAGAGUUGACUGUGACCUUUCAAGCAAGUCGCUCCUUCUAACACGAGUUCCUCAGGGGUGUCUGGACCAUCAAGCCCUCCUUAGUGAACUCUGGGCAGCCCUUUGCACGAGUGUGAGUGGGGCAGAUGGUUCUGAGCUGCCCCUCUAGGACAUUCCCUGUUCCCUUAUCCAGCCACCAGGGGGAGAGACGAGCCAGUCCUAAAAGAGACAAGCAAUGUCAGCCAAUUCCUGCCCUUCCUGGAUCUCAGGCCUUCCCUGACAAAGAAGUGUUACUGACAGCAGUAGCGAGCACCAUGCACCUGGCAGAGAGGAGUCGGGCUCCAGGACAGAAGUACUUGCAGGUCACACCUGGAGACUGUGCUCACGCAUGCCCACAGGGCAAGGCCAGCCCAGCUGGGACCUGUUGUGUUCUAGGGGAGUCCUGGUGUGACACUUGCCUCUUUCGUAUUCCUCACAGUUACCCACGGGCAGGUGGGAAAGGCAGGUGCUCUUUGAGGAGCUUGGCCUCUAGGCCUCUUCUUCAAUUGCUCCCCAGAAUUAUUCUGCUUCUCCUCUUCUCUGCCUUUUCUAAAAAUACUCCACAUCUGCCAUGAGGUAUCUCUCCUCAAACCCUGGCCUCCUCCAUCCCCCCUUCCAAGCCUUGAUCUGGACCUAAAGAAAUUGAUGCUAUGAGAGCAACUGGGAGAUAUCUGUGUAGGGCAAAAUCUAUGAUUUCUGCUUGGGCUGCAAAUUUCUGGAUAGUAAUAUUUUUAAACUAUGGAUUAUGAAAAUUAAUUUCACAUAGAGAAUUGCAUUCUCCUGCCACAGUGUCCUGGGUGUUCCGGGGAGGAAUGAAGAGCAAGUAUCAGGCCUGGCGUUUGCUAUCGCACUUUGAGAGCCAGUCUCUCCACUUGACUCAUCCCACCAUCACUCAUUAUCUGACUCACAUUUUUAGCUGUAACCACUGCACUAAUUGGAGCUUUGAAGUAAUAUUACUAUAAUGUGAGUUUUGAACAGCUCUCCCAUAUUGAUUGCCAGAUAGCAUCUGCCUUCUCCCCAGCGACUGCAGUCUCCUGGAUCUUUGACCUCUGCCAAAGUAGCUUUACCUUGUACAGCUGUACUCAGGCUACAUUGAGCUUGUCAUUGAAAACCAUUGUUUUAUAAAGUGAGUGUUUAUCUGGGUGAUAAUCAAAAAUGCUUUCUUUUAAUGAUCCCUUAUGGGAUUUUCCUCUGGCCAUUAAAACAGCUUCUGAGACUGCAGAACUCCAACCCAAAGCUCUUCUUGGGCCUAAGUUUUGCUUAAGGCCUUCUUCAUGCCUCAAGUAUUCCAACAUGGAUCUGUUCUCUCAACAGAAUAUGGGAGUCAUAUGAAUGGGGGACCAGCCCAAGUCAAUAGGACAGCUCACUGAGUAUGUGGCCCUGCAAAACAGCUGGUGCCAGUUUUUAUCCCGGUGACUCUUCAUCCAACUACAUUGUGUAGAUGAGUAAUUAUAGCAGAGAAAAUUCUUUAGUAUUUCCAGUCGUAUCCUUAAGAGUGAGUAACUCAUUGAAACGUAGCCUGUGCUUGGUUCUUAGGUCCUGGGACUCAGUUUCCAACAUCUUCAUUAUUAACAUUCAGGAUGGCCACAUACUAUUUAUAUAGUAGGAAUAAAAUGAGAAAGUUAAGCCUUAGGGUCUGAGAACUUUUCUGAUUUCCAUAUCCUUCAGCAGGACAUGAAGAAAUAACAAAGCAUGAUUUGCAAUGAAAAGUUGUUUGGUAACUAACUUCAUGCAAAACUCCACAGACCUCUAUGCAUUCAUUAAAAUUCUUGGUGCAGAUGUGUGCUGUCUAGCUCAACCUAUUAUUUUCUUCAGCCAGUUAGGAUUUCAGAAUACACCAGUGACAGUCCCAGCUACCAGAUAAUUUCAGUGGCCAAAAAGUUUUUAUAAAGGAUCUUGUUUUUCAAAAAAGAAUAAAGAGUUUGAGCAGCUAUUAUUAAAGAAAAGCCAUGUAUGUCUUCCACAUCUGAGUCACCAAGAAGUAAAACUUUUUAAACUUGUUAGAAAUCCCUGGAGGCAUUUCAGAUUAAUCUUCCACCCUUCCUAAGCACUUUAAAAUACACUCCCUUGUGUUUCUCAGUUCGCCUUUUGUGCCUCCUUUUGAAUUGAUGUUCUCAGCUGUCAAUAUUUUUUGACUUCAGCACUGUAACUUUAUUUCUCAUAUAAAUGUAUCCUUGGUUUUAUUAGCUUGUUAAUUUAAAAGCCCAGACUUGGGGGGCUUUAUGUUGCUACCCAAGGUAAAUCACUAUACUUCUGUAGAUUGCACACUACUCUUUGAGGCUUACAUUUACCUCAGGAAACAUACUCUAGUAUGUUCUCAUGUAUCAAAUUCUCAAGAGGUAAACAUUUCUUUAUACCGAUAAACUGGUACAUAUUUCACUAUUAGUUAAAUGAGCCAUAGGUAAUGCAGUCUGAACAAUCACCAGAGUCAGCAAGCAACCCCUGCAGGCCGGAUCAGUCAGUUCAGAAGUGGCCAGGGGCAGGGAGGGAUUUCCAGCUGAGUUAGAAAGGGGGUGGUGAGCACUCACCUCGGAUAGUGACAGUGCCCCUUACAAGUAAGCUUGGCAUUUCCCUCGCCACUGUACCCCAUCAAGCUCACGUUAAGUCUGCCAAGAUUUUUGUAAAACUUUUGGGAAUGAAUUUAGCUGCAAAAUAGCUAACCAACUUCCACUGCAAGUUGUGCAGAGUGAGGAGCAGUUCAUGAUUUCCCCUGUUGAGCACAAUUCCAAGUCAUGCUUAAUACUGUCUAGACAUGAUCUCUCCAUUAGACAUUUCUAGAGAAGACAAAAGCUCUCAAUUGUGACACAGAGAGGUUCGACUGUGUCUAAUGAGCAGUGCAAUAUGAAGCUGUGCAGUGAAGGCCUCGCUGAAUGGCUUGUUGGACCGUUGGACAGGGUGGGUUUGCUUCGUGUGUGGAUGGCUCCGGGCCCUCCUCCUCUUGACUGUGAAUGCAGAGUUUAUCAAUAAACAAUAAACCCUUUACUCUUAUAAGGUAAUUUACAUAUUUUUGUUCUGUUGCAGUAGCUGAAAAUGUUAAAUCUACUGGUUGUUUAUGUCUUGUAUACAGAGUGUCAUAUGUAUUUAAGUUGUGUAUUUUUAUAAAGUAAAGUCAAAUAUCAAACACUA